AUGUCUUCCGGCGGUAUGCUAGCUGGAGCCGACCGACCUACGGGUCCUUCGGGUUCGCUGUCUUCGGGGCACACGGGGGUGGCAGCAAGCCCUCUACAGCCAACAUUCCGCGGUUACAUCGCAAGUACUAUGGAUGCUCUUAUACUAUUCGAAGCAUGCUUAAGCGGUCACCUCUUCCACGUACCGAGACGGCCCCACGACAGAGAACGAGCAGGCCUCAUCGUCAGCGGCAACGUGUUCAUCUACGAAGAGCAUUCUUCGGGAAUAAAGCGCUGGACAGAUGGCGUACCUUGGAGUCCCAGUCGCAUACUGGGAAACUUCCUUUUGUAUCGAGAGCUCGAUAAACCUUUCCAACCCGGCGAGAAAAAGAGAGCUAUGAAACGAUCUAAGCCGAACGAGGGUGUAUCGAAGCCUGCUACCAAUUCGCGGUCUAACUCUGUCAGCAAUGGCAUGAGUAACUCAUUGAAUGUCGGCGCGCCUAUGUCGAACUUCGACAACAUGGCAAAUAGCCGUAAUGACGCCGAAAGAGCUCUUGUCGGAUCCCUCAUCGAUUCGUACCAAUUUAAACAGGAUGGGUUGGUAAAGAAGACUAUCAGUGUUACCUACCAAGGCAUCCAGCACCACAUGGUCUCGUAUUAUAGCAUUGAUGAUAUUAUCAGUCAUAAGCUAAUUACUCCAGCCCAUGAUCCCAGUCUACGGGGCAUCACCCCUCGUGGGCCUCUGAUUUCAUCGGGUAGCUUCAGGGCUCCAGUCGACGACCAGGAAAUAUUGAUGACAGAGCCGCACUUUAGACACGCCAUGAUAAGCCACCCGUUUCCUUACAUGAACAGCGCGAGUGCACGAUCGAUGUCGAUGCCGACAAUGCCAUCCUUCACACAGCCAACUUGGGGAACAGAUCAAUACGUCUCCACCUAUACCAUGGCUCCAACGAUGGCCCCAACCUUGCCGCCACCUGUUAACUACGCCCCACCCGUGACAUCGACUUAUAAUUACGAGUCGAGCAGUAUUCCUUACGGUAUGACUCCACGAUCAUCCGUGGGAUUUCCUCAUUCUGGUUCCCUGGCAGCUCGUCGACAUUCCAAUGUGCAAGGAGCAAACGGAAUCAGCCACUUAGAUUAUAACGGUCUCGGCUCUAUUGACAGGGCUCCAAUGGGCUCAAGCCAGUACCUCGGGAAUGGUUCCAGCCUUGCAAACCACGGAAUGACUAGUCAGUCAUCCUACUCUAAUGGAGCCAUGUUUGAAUCAUCGGCAGCGGCGGCGGCGGCUGCUGCAGCUGCAGCUACUCCUUCUUCGAACCACCACCGCGAAUCCUAUGAUCACAAUGGAACAAGCCAGAGCAAUGAAAUGUACACCACCGAGCCCUCUGGACGUCACUCGGCUGGGUUCGUCAACCAACUCGACAAUGGGUUUGAUUCCCGGGGUACUCACCAGGCACCUGCCGACUUCAGUGCCUCUCUAUCCGAUCAUACCGCCCACAAUGUCUCAUCUAGUCAGGAGACUACGCCCCCAGCCAUGCCACUGGGCCUCGAUAGCACCGAGUCUCCAUCGAACAUGGUAGCGGAGCAGGGAUGGGCAAGUGGCUUCAUGGGCAACGAUAACUUCUCACAGAUUCCUAAGUCGGAAGUUGGUGGCUUACAGAAUGUGCUACAGAACAUGUCCAUGGACGAGUUGAACAACCACAAGCAAACACGAAUGUAAUUCCAAAGCCCGGCGAAUACAUAGAAUGUUCUUCACGCGUCUAUCAUUCUAUUCUGAAAAUUUGUCUGCUUGGUGUUCCGGCAAGGCGUUAUGGUACAGUCUGGUUUUUUACAAGACACUCUUAAACAAGUCUUGGAGGGGACGUAAGUACUCCUGACUGUGGAAUCUGGAAGAUGGGGAAGAUGGGCAAAAAGAAAAGGUUUAUUUCGAGUUGGCGUUGGCGUUGGCGUUUAAUGAGGCUAGACAAUGAUGGGUUUUCGAUACCUCGGGUUUCUUCCCCUUCGUCCAGUAUCGGUCAUGGAAGAUCGCAUUACUGGCAGGGGGAAAUUAAGUAUUUGAUGAUGAGAUUGCUCUUUCGACUCAUCUUUCUCAUGUUAUUUCUUUUGUCAGGCGUUAAUCGUGGUUAUCUAUUCGAUGCUGUCGGGACUCAUUAGACGUCAAGUGGAUGAACGUCAAAGGUUCCUUUUCAUUGCGCCGAU
Messenger RNA from Annulohypoxylon maeteangense, 2177 nucleotides. Its product is annotated as Gti1/Pac2 family-domain-containing protein. The transcript is spliced from 2 exons. Bases 1 to 1698 code for a protein of 565 amino acids. Gene Ontology annotation, molecular function: DNA binding. The record is from RefSeq and is a predicted model, not a curated record. Lineage: Eukaryota; Fungi; Ascomycota; Sordariomycetes; Xylariales; Hypoxylaceae.